Molecule: messenger RNA, 4639 nt
Organism: Polyodon spathula (Mississippi paddlefish)
Lineage: Eukaryota; Metazoa; Chordata; Actinopteri; Acipenseriformes; Polyodontidae
Product: vam6/Vps39-like protein
Exons: 25
Coding region: 522-3152 (876 amino acids)
Biological process (GO): autophagy; endosomal vesicle fusion; intracellular protein transport
Cellular component (GO): cytoplasm; membrane
Molecular function (GO): protein binding
Source: RefSeq, a predicted model, not a curated record
ACAACCAUGGAUCAUCUACUGCCGUCCACAAAAAACAAACUAUAGGAAGUUACAGGCAUUCAAAUACAAAUAUCUGAAAAGCUUCCCUAUUCAAACUGACAACUGAGUGUCGUUUUAUUAUAUAUUUUUUUAGAUUGAAGCAUAAUAUAUUCUUUUAUGCGAUAUUUUUAUUAACAAACAUUACAGUAUGCGAUGGUGUGAGUCGGGGCUCCAUGGAUGACAGGCGAUGCUUAGCGAAACGGACCUGAGAACAGACCUGGGCAAAGAUACCUCAGACUCGGCUGCCCCGAGCCCCCCCUGUACGGCUAGUUCCUUAUUUAAGACCCGAACUAGCAGUUGUGAAAUCAGACUGACGACAUUGUUCCCCAGUAAAAGGAUACAUAAUAACAUUUACUAAGCAGCAGAACCGAGGUACCGGGAUCCUGUGGGUCUAUAUUUGAUUCCCGGAGAAGAGGGGGGUUCCAGGAGUCGUGCAGCGCUGCUUGUUGAAUUUUCCAGACGGUAAAAGCAUAGAAGCAGGAAUGCACGACGCGUUCGAGUCGGUGCCGAUCCUGGAGAAGCUGCCACUGCAGAUCGACUGCAUGGCGGCCUGGGAGGACUGGCUUCUUGUCGGGACCAAACCAGGACAUCUUCUUCUCUAUAGAAUUAAAAAAGAUCCAAGUAGUAACAGGUUUGAAGUGACACUGGAAAAAUCCAACAAAAAUUUCUCCAAGAAAAUUCAGCAGCUGUACGUGGUGUCCCAGUUUAAAAUCCUUGUCAGUCUGCUAGAAAACAAUAUCCACGUCCACGACCUUCUGACUUUCCAGCAGAUCACUGUUAUCUCCAAGGCUAGAGGAGCCACUCUGUUUGCAUGUGACCUCCAGCACUCCAGUCCAGGAGAGGCGAAGCUGAGGAUGUGUGUUGCUGUGAAGAAGAAGCUGCAGCUCUAUUACUGGAAGGACAGAGAGUUCCAUGAACUCCAGGGGGAUUUCGCAGCCCCGGACAUCCCCAAAUCCAUGGCCUGGUGUGAGAACUCCAUCUGUGUGGGGUUCAAACGGGACUACUACCUCAUUUGGAUGGAUGGGCGGGGCUCUAUCAAGGAGCUGUUCCCCACAGGGAAGCAGCUGGAGCCCCUGGUUGCCCCACUGGCUGAUGGGAAGGUGGCAGUUGGGCAGGAUGACCUGACAGUAGUGCUCAAUGAAGAAGGAGUCUGCACUCAGAAAUGUGCCCUGAACUGGACUGAUAUCCCCAUUGCAAUGGAGCACCAGCCCCCGUAUAUAAUUGCAGUGCUGCCUCGCUACGUUGAGAUCCGCACCUUUGAGCCUCGGUUACUUGUGCAGAGUGUGGAGCUGCAGAGACCUCGCUUCAUCUCUUCUGCGGGCCCCAACAUAGUUUACGUCGCCAGUAACCACUUUGUGUGGCGACUGGUUCCUGUCUCUAUAGCGACACAGAUCCGGCAGCUUCUUCAGGAUAAGCAGUUUGAAUUGGCUCUACAGCUGGCAAAGAUGAAGGACGAUUCCGAUGGAGACAAGAGGCAGCAAAUCCACCACAUCCAGAACUUGUAUGCCUUCAACCUGUUCUGUCAGAAACGCUUCGACGACUCCAUGCAGGUCUUCUCCAAGCUGGGCACAGAUCCCACUCACGUGAUUGGGCUGUACCCAGACCUGCUGCCUUCCGACUACAGGAAGCAGCUGCACUACCCUAACCCCGUGCCCAGCCUGUCGGGCGCAGAACUGGAGAAGGCACACCUGGCACUCAUAGACUACCUGACCCAGAAACGAAGUCACCUGGUGAAGAAGCUGAAUGAUGCGGACCCCUCGCCUACCUCUCCUCUCAUGGAGGGGAUUCCCACCAUCAAGUCCCGCAAGAAACUCCUGCAGAUCAUUGACACCACACUGCUUAAGUGCUAUCUGCAUACCAACGUAGCCCUGGUGGCGCCCCUGCUGCGCCUGGAGAACAACCACUGCCACAUCGAGGAGAGCGAGUACGUGCUGAAGAAGGCUCACAAGUACAGCGAGCUCAUCAUCCUGUAUGAUAAGAAGGGGCUGCAUGAGAAAGGUUUGCAGGUGCUGCUGGAUCAGUCCACGAAAGCUAACUCCCCCCUCAAGGGCCACGAGAGGACGGUGCAGUACCUCCAGAGACUAGGGACGGAGAACUUGGGAAUCAUUUUUGAGUUCGCUCCCUGGGUGCUGAAAAUAUGUCCUGAAGAUGGACUGAAGAUCUUCACUGAAGACCUCACGGAGGUGGAGACUCUGCCGAGAAAGGAGGUCCUGUUCUUCCUCAAGGAGGGUUUCAAGGAGCUGGCCAUCCCAUACCUGGAGCACAUUAUUCUGGUGUGGGAUGAGGUGGGACCCGAGUUCCAUAACUGCCUGAUCCAGCUGUAUCUGGAGCGAGUCCAGGUGCUGAUGAAGGAGUACCUGAACUCGCUGCCCGAGGAUGAGAGCCCAGUGGCUGCCGGGAAUGAGGAGGGGGAGCUUGGGGAAUUCCGGAACAAACUACUGAACUUCCUGGAGAUUUCCAGUAACUACGAACCAGACCGUCUCAUCAGCGACUUCCCCUUCGACGGGCUGCUGGAGGAGCGUGCCGUGCUGCUGGGCCGGAUGGGGAAACACGAGCAGGCCCUCUUCAUCUACGUGCACAUCCUGGAGAACAUCAGAAUGGCUGAGGAAUACUGCCACAGACAUUAUGACAGGCUCACCGAUGGAAAUAAAGAUGUGUAUCUGUCUCUGCUGCGGAUGUAUCUUUCCCCCCCAGACGUUCACUGCCUGGGGCCAAUAAAAAUGGAGCUGUCUGAACCGCAGGCCAAUCUACAGGCAGCGCUGCAGGUCCUGGAGCUUCAUCACAGCAAACUGAACACCACCAAGGCGAUUAACCUCCUUCCUGCUAACACCCAAAUCCGGGAGAUCCGCGUUUUUCUCGAGAGCGUUCUGGAGGAGAAUGCCAAGAAGAGGAGAUUCAACCAAGUUCUCAAGAGCCUGCUGCAAGCGGAGUUUCUCAGGGUUCAGGAGGAGAUGAUUUUCCACCAGCAGGUGAAGUGCAUCAUCACAGAGGAGAAGACGUGUCGUGUGUGCAAGAAGAAGAUUGGAAACAGUGCGUUUGCCAGGUACCCGAACAGUGUGGUGGUUCAUUAUUUCUGCUGCAAGGACCGCAGUGCCUGCCCAACGGAGCUGUGAGCUACACCCAGCCAUGAAACUCACUGCCUGGGCGACUCAGAACCAUGGAGUAAAGGGAAACUAGCCUGCUCUGAUGGGGAAAUCAGCAGUGCCUUUAAGAGCCCGGAGAUUGUAGACAGGACAGUGGGACUCCAGUGGACUGGGUGGAUCAGUAGGUAAGGUGGGGUUGGUGGGUUAUCGGGGUCCUAGUCAAGGCUUUAAAAUCUCUCUCAGCAUUUGGUCCCCUUAUUGUGCUGAAGAUUUUUUGUAUUUAUUUAUUAAGGGCUAUUCACCCCACAAUAGAUUUACAAAAGGUGAACUGUAUCACUUCUAUAGUCUAGUCCACAGGCUUCUAUAAAAAUGGCCUUGUCUUUGAAGUGACUGUAAAUAUUGCGGGAUUGCUAAGAGGAAACAUUACACUGCUGCCUGACUAAUGCCUCUGAUCUCUAUAGAAAAACGCACAUUUUCUGGAUCAAUCAAUCAGUUUGUUGGUUUGACCACUGAUAUGGUACUAGGAAGCAGCAGUUUACAUCUUUAAAUCUGUAUUGAUCUUUAGCACAAUGGUAAGGGGGCCAUUGGAAGUGUUUCCAGUGCUAACAGGCAUUGGGUUUUUACAACAGCUGUGGUUAUCACUCCAUUUUUGGCAGUCUUGAAAUGGCUAGAGGGCACAAAUACACAGUCACGCUUUUUCUUGUUCCUCUUAAAAGACAAAAGAAAACAACUUGGACGUUGGAUAAGAAGUUAAAGCUUCAUAUUGUCAAACUCAUUUGUAAUCUCUAGGUUAUGUAUGUCAGAAAGUUGCCAAUUUGUUAUGUACAGGGUGAUUAAAAAAACAACACCCCAUAGGCACCGUGGAGGACAGAGAUGUAUAAUCAGGUGGUUUCACAGACCCCGAUUCGCUGUAUUCAGUGUUACUCUAAGUAAGGAAGUUCAGGAGUAGUGCUAAUCGGAUCUAUGAAACCAGCUGGAAGUGUUGAUCACAGGUUUUGACCCGGCUGGAUGCUUCAUGGGAGGCCUAUGCUGCAUUAAGAGCACUGCCCGUGAAUACUAAUUCCACAGAAUCUUCAGCUCCUUAUAUAUUACUGUCCGUCAUCACUGUCUAUUUGUAUCCCUGAAACCAAGCACCCUGUAGAAAUACAGAAGGAACUUUCUGGAGGUUUUCAGCUGUUUUUAGGCAAACCUCCAUUGUAUCCUCCCAAGACAAGUGGUUCUUUUGAUAUCUUGUGCAGUGCCUCGGAAAUGAAAGAUGUGGCCAUUCAUAACGCCCUCUAGUCCAAAAACUAGAACAAUAAUAUAUAAAUGUGUAUCUCCUUCUGGCAGGUGUGAUGCAGACAGAACGCGAGGGGUUUGUACAGAGGUGUAUGUAAUAUAGUCAACAUUCUGGGAAGAUUGUAAAGAGUUCUUUAUAACUACUGUAUGUAUUCAAUGUGUGUAAAUGUCUUUAUUGAUGAUUAACAUAACUACUUCUCACAGAGCAACUGAAUAAAGUGGUGUUGGUGAAAAGAUCA